Molecule: messenger RNA, 1429 nt
Organism: Pecten maximus
Lineage: Eukaryota; Metazoa; Mollusca; Bivalvia; Pectinida; Pectinidae
Exons: 2
Coding region: 48-533 (161 amino acids)
Source: RefSeq, a predicted model, not a curated record
ACUACUCAGUGUUUAUAUCUUUGCAUUGGUUGACAGUUUACAUUGACAUGGCUGUGAUUGGUGACAGUGACAUAGCUGCGAUUGGUGACAAUGGUGUGGCUGUGAUUGGUGACAGUGACAUGGCUGUGAUUGGUGACAGUGACGUGGCUGUGAUUGGUGACAGUGACGUGGCUGUGAUUGGUGACAGUGACAUGGCUGUGAUUGGUGACAGUGACAUAGCUGUGAUUGGUGACAAUGGCGUGGCUGUGAUUGGUGACAGUGACAUGGCUGUGAUUGGUGACAGUGACGUGGCUGUGAUUGGUGACAGUGACGUGGCUGUGAUUGGUGACAGUGACAUGGCUGUGAUUGGUGACAGUGACAUGGCUGUGAUUGGUGACAAUGGCGUGGCUGUGAUUGGUGACAGUGACAUGGCUGUGAUUGGUGACAGUGACAUGGCUGUGAUUGGUAACAGUUACGUGGCUGUGAUUGGUGACAGUGACAUGGCUGAGAUUGGUGACAGUAUUAUGAUCUUUAGAUUUGAUAUAAAAUUAUAAAGAGGUAUAUACAACGUCAUCGGCUUCAAAAAUUGAUGAUGACAAUGGUUUAAUGACGAAAAACAAAAUGUUUCUACUUUGUUUGGAUGUAGACUUUGGUGACUAUUUAUUAAUGAAUAUCCUUACAUAAUCGCGUCUUUUUUAAGAUAUGACUGUUAUAUAAAAGAGUUUAAAUGGACUGGGAACCAGAAACCGUAUCAUUGUGUGAAUGUGCGUGUGUGUCUGUAAUUAAUCAGUGUGUGAAUGAUCAAACAACAUUACUAUUUCCUGCGUGUGUGUACACGUGCAAUACAUUUCUGAGUGUGUGUUUUCAUUGAUCUUACACGCAUAUAUUUAAUGUAAAUAUGAUUAUGUGUAAUAUAAUUCAAGCAGCAUUUAAGAUAUGGAUACAUGUUUUAAGUGCUUAUCGGUUGGGAGUGUCGGUGUCAUUUGAUGGAAUUAUGAUAUAUAUUAAGUUUUAUAAGUUAAAUGUUUUAUAAAUGUGGUAUUUUCAGUAUGAACACAAUUGAUAACUGUUGUAUGCGAGAAAACGUGCAAUGUGUCUGCAUGCAAGCGCUUGUGAUUUACGUGUGUUUUGCGUUUGUGCCUUUGUGUAUUUGAUUGUUAUUGUGAUGAUACAUCAUGUGAUGUUAUGCGUCAAAAGGUAAAAACACAAAAUCUACAGUAUAAGUUACAACUACAUAAUUCAGACAUGGAUCGUGUAAAGAAGACAAUCUUUUAGAACGUGAUGCAUUUUACCACGUGAUACAGACAACAAUGCAUCACGUGAUACAGACAAUUAAAUACUAAGUGACACGAACUUGUUUCUGCCUGAGUGCUGAACGCAUUGUUUUCUAAAUAUUUGAUUUUGGUGUCUGAGAAUGUGGCAUUGCUUAAAUAAAAGAUUGAUUGACUGG